AUGUCGUACACUCUCCCCCCUGCAGACGAGUCAUCAAUCCAAGGGCUGGACUUUACCGAUAAGCCCUACCACACUUCUCACAUCGAUCCCGUCCAACGCUUUUACGAAAACGUCGAGCAGGUAAAGGCCUUUAUCAAGGAAAACAUUUCGAACUUCUCCGGCCUCGACGAAAAAGUCCUGUUCCUCCUCGGCGAUGACGCCACCUUCCCCUGCCAACCAGUCUGCGUCGACGCCACCGCGAACCCACCCGUCGUGACGACCACCGCGCCGGAGCCGUCGUCCACGCCGCCCAAGACCAUCACCAUCCUGCCCGAGUACGUCCUGGACGCCAUCGAGGGGCGCAUGCACGCCCAGCACGCCUUUGGCAAGCGCGCGCGGCCGCCCACCCUCGGCGCCGUGCCCGCCUGCUUCAGCCCGGGCGGCGUGCCGGGGUUCUGCGCCGGCGUCGCCGAUGCGCACGCGCCGCUGCCCCGCCCGACCGAGGACGUGGCGCAGCUGAAGCGCGACUUGACCGCGUGGGGCUACGCCAUCUGCGCCAACGCCCUGUCGGCCCGGCAGGUGCAGAUCCUCCGCGCCGCCGUGGAGGAGCAGGCCGAGGCGGAGAGGCUGGUGGGCGUGGGGCAUUUGGACUCGGCGCACAAGAGGGAGGGGGACCAGCCGAAUCAGCGGGUUUGGAACCUUCCCAACAAGGGCGAUGAAUUCCUCGACCUCCUCAACCACCCCAUUAUAGACGCCGUUUUACCGUGGUUUCUGGGCGGCAACUUCAACCUAUUCACCAUGUCGGCUAAUAUCGCGCGGCCAGGCAGCUCGGGGAUAUACAUGCACAGGGACCAGAUGGGCCUCACGCCCGACACCACUGCGCACGCAUAUGUGCUGAACAUGAUGUGGUAUCUGACCGACGUUACUGACGAAAAGGGGGCCACACGAAUCUAUCCCGGAAGCCACGUCGAACACGUCAUACCGGAGGAAAUGAAUGCCGUGGGCAAAUCGAUCCCGGCGGCAGCACCCGCAGGCUCCUGUGUGCUGCUCGACAGCAGAACCUGGCACUCCACGGGGGUAAACACGACAGAGGAGACCCGGCCGGUGAUCCUGCAGUCGUUUUGUCGGUUCUUUGUGCGGCAGAUUGAGAAUUACCAGGCCAAUCUGAGCGACGAGGUCAAGGCUAAAUUGUCCGACCGGCAGCGCACUCUGCUCGGUUUCCCAAGUCUCAAGCCGGCCGGCAAAGGACAGGGGUUUGCGGCGUACAACUGGCCGGGCACACAGGUCGGCAGGUUGAGAGCUUCGCUUGGGAGCCGGUAG
Pyricularia oryzae 70-15 is the source of this 1299-nucleotide messenger RNA. RefSeq lists its product as uncharacterized. Lineage: Eukaryota; Fungi; Ascomycota; Sordariomycetes; Magnaporthales; Pyriculariaceae. Bases 1 to 1299 code for a protein of 432 amino acids. The transcript is spliced from 4 exons. The record is from RefSeq and is a predicted model, not a curated record.